Molecule: messenger RNA, 498 nt
Organism: Vicia faba (fava bean)
Lineage: Eukaryota; Viridiplantae; Streptophyta; Magnoliopsida; Fabales; Fabaceae
Source: the annotation of a GenBank genome assembly
AUGAAAACUCUUACCUUAAUUUUCACAUUCAUCAUGAUGACUACCUUCUCACAUGCAACACCAACAUUAAUCACUCAGUUUCAACCACAAACGAAUCAGUCUUCUAUGCUUAACCAAACUCACCAACAAAAUGAGACUAAGCAUAGUGGUAGCUGCAACUACAUGGUAAACAUAAAGACAAGCUGCAAUUCUCCAUCAUAUACAAAAGAUGAAGUGAGUCUUUUAUUUGCAGAUGCUGAUGACUCACAGGUUUAUGUUCCAAGACUAGAUGAUCCUGAUUCUGGAACAUUUGAGCAGUGCACAACAAAUGAAUUGGAAAUAUUGGGACCAUGCAUCAGGAAAAUAUGCAAACUGUAUCUGUUUAGGAAUGGAACAGAUGGUUGGAUUCCAGAGACUGUUACAGCAUAUGACUAUGAUAAUCCUCCUGUCAAAUUUUACUAUAAUGUUGAUAUUCCUGAAGAUGCUGGCUAUGGUUACAAUUAUUGUGAUAAAGCUUAG